GCAUAAUUUAGAAUUUAUGAGUUUAGGCGAAUUUUCAGUUCAGUUUGAGACAAUAACACGUAUUGAUGUCUCUGAGUAUAAUCAAGAUGCUGAUGCUUAUGCUGUUGAUGAUGAUUAUACCGUAACUCGACAAAGAUUUAUAACAUUAUUAGACAAUGCAGGGCGAAUGAAAGCUAGAACUCGUCCCGCAAUUUUACGAACCAGAUACUAUACGGCUUCUUCAGAUCCAGAGGCUUUUUAUUAUUCUCUAUUAGUAACACAUGUUCCUUUUAGAGUAGAAGAAGAAUUGUUGGAAGGGUUUGAAACUGCGAAAGAAGCUUUUAUGAGUAAAAUGAAUUUACUUCGGCCAUUACAACAUGGUUACAAUGCAGAAACUAUGUCAAGAUGGGAAACGGAAAUACAAGAAGCUAUUAGUCGUCUUGUGGCAGAAAAUGCAUUAACCAAUCUAAUGGAAAAUGAUGAGGGUAAUGAUACGCAUAUACCUUUGCGAAUGGACAAUGAUGACUGUAUUAUAUUAAAUUAG
This is a messenger RNA of Diatraea saccharalis (sugarcane borer), 523 nucleotides long. The record is from the annotation of a GenBank genome assembly. NCBI's taxonomy places the organism in Eukaryota, Metazoa, Arthropoda, Insecta, Lepidoptera, Crambidae.